This is a messenger RNA of Capronia epimyces CBS 606.96, 1464 nucleotides long. RefSeq lists its product as uncharacterized. Gene Ontology annotation, biological process: pantothenate import across plasma membrane. Gene Ontology annotation, molecular function: pantothenate transmembrane transporter activity. Bases 1 to 1464 code for a protein of 487 amino acids. Gene Ontology annotation, cellular component: plasma membrane. The record is from RefSeq and is a predicted model, not a curated record. NCBI's taxonomy places the organism in Eukaryota, Fungi, Ascomycota, Eurotiomycetes, Chaetothyriales, Herpotrichiellaceae. The transcript has 5 exons.
AUGGGGGCCCUCAGAUCGAUUCGAACCGCCGUAUGGGGUGCUCCGGCCGCCACCAAGGCUGAGCGCAAAUUGAUCCAAAAGAUUGACAUCUUCAUCCUCACCUCCUGCUGCCUGCAGUACUGGGUCAACUACCUCGACCGGGCCAACUUGAACAGCGCAUAUGUGAGCGGCAUGAAAGAAGACCUGGAUAUGGUGGGCAAUGAUCUCAAUGUCAUCAACACAAUCUUCUGGUGCGGCUACUUCGUGGGCCAAAUCCCCAACAAUAUCGCCAUGCAAUACGUCCGGCCUCGCUACUGGAUGCCCUUUUGCAUCCUUGCUUGGGGCCUGCUGACCCUGGGCACCGGCUUCGUCCACAGCAAGCAGGCGAUCAUGGGACUCCGCUUCGUACAGGCCUUGUUCGAAGGGUCGACCUUCGUCGGCACGCACUAUCUCUUGGGUAGCUGGUACAAGGAUCCAGAACUCGGGAAGCGCACCGGCAUCUUCACCAGCAGCGGACUUGCAGGCACCUUCUUUUCCGGCCUGUUGCAGGGCAGCAUUUAUAGCAGUCUGAACGGCAACAGUGGCCUAAGCGGAUGGAGAUGGAUGUUCGUGAUCGAUUUCCUCAUCACCAUUCCCAUCGCCGUCUUCGUUUACAUCUUCUUUCCCGAUACGCCCCAGACCACCAAGGCGUUCUACCUGACUGAAGACGAGAAGAAGCUGGCAGUGACCAGGCUGGACACCCCGGCCACAGAACACGGCCACGGAACGGUCGACCGGACCAUAUUCAAGCGGGUUUUGGGGAGCUGGGAAAUUUACGGCUUGUGUUUCAUCUGGACCAUGGGGUCCAACUGCGAGAUGUUCUCUUCCAAUGCCAUCCUGAGUCUGUAUCUGAAAUGGACCAAGGACUACUCGGUGGAGUUGGUCAACUAUAUGCCCAUGGCGGUCAGCGCGGUCGGCAUUGUUUGCACCAUCGUGUUGGGAUGGUAUUCCGACUUCACCAGGCGGUCGUGGCACGUCGGCGUGCUCACAUCGUGCACGGCCAUCAUCACGGGUGCCAUCAUGCUGAACCCUCCCAACGAUGUCGCUCGGAUGUUUGCCCUCUACCUCAACGGAAUCCAGUACUCCAACCAGACCGUCAUGUUCGCUUGGGCAAACCGCCUCAUCAUCGACGAUGCGCCGAAGCGGUCGAUUGUCCUGGCGGCCAUGAACACGGUGGCCGUCAUGUUCUAUACUUUUUGGUCCAUCUCCUUUUACGCAGCCGAUCAAGCUCCGAAAUGGAGGCGCGGGAGUAUAGCGAUGAUGGUGUCCGGCUCUUGUAUGAUGCUGGGCGUCUUUGUGGUCAGGUAUCUUGAAGCAAAGACACUCCGGGAGCGUGCCAGAGUUCGUCCGGUCGAGGGAGUCGUCGAGGGAGUCGAUCCUGUGUUCAGUAUGGAGAAGGGUGACAGUAAGGGAGGGGUCGAAGCUGCGGUUCAUGAUGUCAAGUAG